This is a messenger RNA of Limulus polyphemus (Atlantic horseshoe crab), 3181 nucleotides long. RefSeq lists its product as uncharacterized. The coding region runs from base 219 to 2858 and encodes 879 amino acids. Gene Ontology annotation, cellular component: NuRD complex; nucleoplasm. Lineage: Eukaryota; Metazoa; Arthropoda; Merostomata; Xiphosura; Limulidae. Gene Ontology annotation, molecular function: histone deacetylase binding; transcription coactivator activity; transcription corepressor activity. The transcript has 12 exons. The record is from RefSeq and is a predicted model, not a curated record. Gene Ontology annotation, biological process: negative regulation of transcription by RNA polymerase II.
ACCCUGUCUUCGUAUGAGGUGAAGCCUAAACCUGGUGUAAAGGUUAGGGAAAAGUUGUUGUUUUUUAUUUAAGAAAAAAAUGAAAAAUUAAAAAAAGCUUUAUUACGUAAUCAUUAAAAAAUUUAUAUGAUGAGGACUGAAUGUUUAGAAGAAAUGUUUUAGCAUAGACAAACAACGGGAGACAUCCUUUAAUAUUUAUAAUCAGCUUCGAAGUUUUGAUGGAUGCAUCUAGUGUUUCCUCUUUUACAGAUGCUGAUUUUGAUUCCUACUGGGAAGAUGAAUCAAAAAGCAAAAACAGGAAUAGAAUUCGUGUAGGACGUCAAUAUCAAGCUACAGUCCCUCAACUUUUAAAGCCAGGAGAAUCUGAUGGUAGACAGUUAGAAGACUUGGAGACGCUGAAGUGGAAACCUAACAAUGAUCUGAGUGAUCAACAGUUGGAUCAGUUUUUUUCCGUAGCAAGAGCCGUAAGUUUCUUUGCUAGAGCCAUUGACAAAUACCAGCAUUCAGAUAAGGAGUCAGACAAGUGCAUACAGACAGCUUUAAGGGGUUUGACAGAGUAUGUGACAUCUCACCAUCCUUGUCACCAUGAUGCAAACUGUCAGCUUUCUCAGGGAUCUUCUGACCCCCAGCCUUCUGGCUCCAACAGUUCCAAUGAUUGGACUUAUGGUGAAGCUCAACUGUUUGCAAGAGCUCUAGAAGCUUGUGGAAAGAAUUUUGGAGCCAUUAAGAAAGAUUUUUUACCAUGGAAACCUGUGAAGAGUAUUAUAGAAUAUUAUUAUCAAGGAAAAGAGGAGCGACCAAAUUCUUCUCAUAAUAAUUUAGGUGAACCUUCCACCAGUAUGUUUUCUGUAGUAGAGCCAAAAAAAGAAAUAAUAGAUUGUGAUGAUCUAGGAGAUCCUCAUACUUCUCCAGAUAGUGGUAGCAGUGAAGAACCAGAUAAUUCAAUACCAGAAGAACGCAUUGAUGAACCAUCAGAUGAUAAACAAGAUGAUGAAACAGGUUCACAUCCUAACCUUCCUACUACAUCUUUAACUGCUGAAGUGCUAGAGGUGAAACCUAUGAAGGCAAAGCCAGUUACUGCCACCCUAGAUCUUGAAACAUCACCUCUUGGAAGCCUUCAGUUCUAUUUCCAUGGAAAACUGGUUCUGAAACUUAAUGCCCAACAACAUGCUAAUACUAAUGGACAUCAGUGCCAAUGGGUUCCAUCUGUAGACACCCCCAAAGUUCCAUUUCCAUGCAGUGCAGGACAGUGUAAAAAGAAAUAUGUUGAGCUGUAUGAGGACAGCAGAACUGUUGAUGGUGCUGAUCUUCAGGAGGUGGAAGGAGGCUUCAGUAAAAAAGCUAAACUUAAAAAUGAUUUUGCUAUUGUGUGGCCAGAGGAAAGCUUUGGAGCACCUGUUCAUUCACCACAAUCACCAGCACUCAGUGAAUGGAGACACCGUGGUAGAGCCACUCCAUACGAUGGAACCCUGUCUCCUUUUUCUGGUGUAUGUUCAGACCCAAGCGACAGUGAUAUUUCCCCUCUUCAGAGUCCCACCGACAAGUGUAGUACAAAAAAAAUACUGGGACCUAGUGAGCUAUGUUCAGUGAAGGAUGACCUUUGUAUUAAACCAGAACCAGUAUCUCCAUGUUCCCAUCCUACUCACAAUAUUGAGGGGAGGAAGAUUCCCUUUUACAGUUCCUGCCAUAAGCAGGAUCCUCAAAAAUUUAAUACCCUUGAAGAAGUGAAGAGACCUUUUUCUCAGGUUAACUGUACUGAUGUGUCCCAACAGAUUGAGUGUUCAGUGCCUAUUUCAUAUCCGUCUAUGUUGAAAACUGUUUUAGAGGCAACGGAUAAAACCGGGUACAAACAUUUGUUGUCAAGUUCAUACAAGCUCAGCAAUGUAAAGCAAGUAGAAGUGCCACUAGAUUUGUCCAUAAAAUCAUCGCAGCCUUCUGUGAACAAACUGCAUGCAGUAGAGACUAACUGUCAAACUGAUGGAAAGCUAAACAGUUGUAGUCAUAAGCAAAAACAAUUAUCCUCGUCAUGGCCAGAUGAAACUCUGUCACAUCCCCCUGGGCUCAACACACGUCGGUCUUCCAAACAGAUUAAACGUUCUUCUUUUUCUUCACCUGAUGUACGUCCAUCUGUGUCCUCCUUCAAGUCUUUGACCUCUUCUCCUGUGGGUGGUAUCAGUAAACAACACUCGGCAGACAACAAGUGGACUAGCAUCAAUGCCAAGCCAUUAACAUUACCCCCAGUAAUCAGUAGUGCCACAAACACUUUACAUCCUGGAAGUGCUACAUGGACUAGUUUCAGUGCAAAUCCAGACAUCUUGUCUCCAACUCACACAUGGGAAAAGUCUGAUGCAACAGUUGCUUCUUUAACAAGCUACCAAGAACAACAUUCUGGUCUAACUUACCUGUCCAUGCCAAUCUACAAUAUGGCUUAUCCUUAUCCAGCAAAUUGUGUUGAGAAUGUAAAUGGGGUGUCUGCUUCUACAGAGGUAAACUAUUUCAGUCAGAAGAAUUCUCCUAUAAAACUGAAAAACAUGGAGGAUGUCACCAGUUCUCCUUCAUCAAAAGAAAAGGAAAUUCCAGCAUGGGUUACCAAUAGACCAACAGAUUUAACAUCAUACAUUCCCUUGUAUCCACACAUCUAUUCAUACUAUCCAUAUGCUUACAAUUUAUCUCAAGUGUCUUGGAAUGGUGCAGUAACCCCCACAGAAGCAUCGGAUGCACCAUUAGACCUGUCAUCUCCUCCCUCUGACAACAUUCCAUGCUCACCCAAACAAAAAGAAACCAUAGUUGGGAGCAGUAGAGCUGUGCAAGUGCCAAAGGAUGAAACAGGUAGUGUUCAAGAAGAAAAAUCCUGCUGAGCCAAAUGAUUCGGUACAACCACAACAGAUGUAGCUAACAGAGCUAGUUGAUGAAAGCAGAAGCUAUAAGGUUUUGAAUUGGAAAAAAAUGUGCAGAAUGGUAUAAAGGAUUUAAUCUAGUAUCAUAUCAACAAGGGAUUAUUAAAACCUUUUAAAACUUUUUAAGAAUUUGAUCUAUUCAAUGACUUAGGUGCCCCUAAAUGGUGAGGAGUGGGUCAUUGUUUAUAUAGCUUCUUAGAUAUAGAAUUAAACAUGCCAGGCUAAUGUAUUUUAAGCUGAGCAGUAAGUUAUAAAAAAGUAUAUUCAAUUAUAUGUAACAAGAA